UGCUGCAGGGGAGCGGGGAUCGCCCACCCAGCAUCACCUCCUCCACCUCCUCCUCCUCCACCUCCUCCUCUCUUGCAGGACUCUCCCACCAGGCUUCCCCCAGCCCAGCCCAGCCCAGCCCAGCGCAGCCCAGCCGUGCCGCCCCAGCCCGGUGGGUGCAGCGGGGGCUUGGCGGUGCGGGCUCCCAGCCGGAGGACGUGGCUCGGAGGCGGACAACCCAGGAGGCAGGAUUCUGCCAACAAGCCCCAAGUGAGAGGUGGGAGAGUCAGCUGGCAGACAUGUCUAUUGAGGUGCAACCGGCACCACUUGCGCACCUCCUCGUCCCAGCACUUGUGCCGCCUCCAGUGAAGAUGGAGGAGCAGGACCCAGCAGGCUCUGAGCCAGGGGCAAGGAGAUUCCCUCAUAUUAUCCAGGCCAGAGAGUCGCUGACAUGGGCAGCGCCAGCACAGGUCAAGCAGGAGCCACAAGACGAGCCAGUCCGGCGCUGGGAAGUCACAGUGUGCAGGAAGAUCAAGGAGGUGGCCUUGGACAAGAUGAUACCUUCUGGGGCAUUGAGGGAACCUUUUGAGUCUUGGAUGAAGGGGCUGAAGAUUCGUUCUGGGCAUGUGGAGGAGGCAGGAUGGUGUGAAACCCCAGGGCCCCAGGAUGAUCUUCCUCAUGUCCCCCAAGAGAAGUCUCCAUCCCACCAGAUGUCAGCAGGUGCAGGGAGCCCGAGCCAAAGCCAGGAGCAGCUUACCAAGGAAGGGCAUGCAAACCUGGAGCUGUUGGGAACAUCCCCAGGAAGCUUGGGAAGAAGGGGCUCCCCGAGACUCGAGCUGGGCCAACUGCACAAGAGGCAGGGCAGGCCCCCAAAGCGGAAGGAAAAUGUGGUGCUCCUGGAGGCCUUUGAGGACGUGGCCGUGUAUUUCACGCAGAAGGAGUGGGCGCUGCUGGACGAUGGAGACAAGGCGCUUUACCGGGACCAGAUGCUGAGGAAUUACCAAGCCCUCGUUUCCCUGGGAUAUCGAGGUCCCACACCAGCCUUGAUCAACCGCAUCCAACAAGGGGAGAUGGAGCUCUGGGUCUGUGAUGAUAAGGACUAUGGAGAAAAGUCGUCAUUGGAAGGCCUUUUCCCAGCCGGUGCUGGGAUGGUGAGCAGAGCUGAGCAGCAGUCUCUUGAAGAAGGGCCUGCAAACCUGAACCUGAUUCGAGCCACAAACCAGCUACCUUCCCAAGAGGGGCAGAGAGCACCUGCAGCCCGAAUGAUCCCUGUGUGUAGGGAAGGAUUUGAGGGGCAGAGAGACUUGAAGACCCAGGAGGGAAGAGCUGACAGCGGGGCUGACUCGUAUGAAUGCGGAGAGUGCGGCGAGAGCUUUGGGAGCAAACAGGAGCUCAGGGGGCAUGGCAUAGCACACAAGAAGGAGCACCUCUGCAAUGAGGGACGGAAGAGGUACCGCCCUAAAUACUGGGUCAACAGGCACCAGCGAGCACACGUGGGGGAGCACCCCCGCCUCUGCUCUGAGAGUAGGAAGACCUUUGUUUCUCUCCAAGACUUGCGAGUCCACCAGCGCGUGCAUACGGGAGAGAAGCCGUACCACUGCACCGAGUGCUGGCAGAGCUUCACCAGGCGGGAUUACCUUCGAGCGCACCUGCGGGUACACACAGGGGAGAAGCCUUUCUUGUGCACCCAGUGCGGGAAGAGCUUCACUGAAAGCUCACUGCUUACAAAGCACCAGCGCAUCCACGUGAGGGAGAAGCCCUUCUCCUGCACGCAGUGUGGGAAGAGAUUCACCCACCGCUCAACGCUCAGAAAUCACCUGCGGGUGCACACGGGGGAGAACCUCUACCACUGCCCCGAGUGCGAGAAGAGCUUCACCCGGUGGGAUCACCUCCAAGCACACAUGUGCGUGCACACGGGGGAGAAGCCGUUCUCGUGCACCCAGUGUGGGAAGAGCUUCACCCAGAACUCAGCACUCACGCAGCACCAGCGCGUGCACACGGGGGAGAAGCCAUUUUCUUGCAGCCAGUGUGGGAAGAGCUUUGCCAGGCGGUAUUACCUCCACGUGCACAUGCACGUGCACACAGAAGAGAAGCCCUAUGACUGCACUAAGUACAGGAAGAGUUUCACCAAGCAGUAUCACCUCCAGGGCCACCUGCACGUGCACCCGGGGGAGAAGUCAUUCUCCUGCAGCCAGUGCGGAAAGAGCUUCACCCGAAACUCAACGCUCACCAAGCACCUGCGCGUGCACACCGGGGAGAAGCCAUUUUCUUGCACCCACUGUGGGAAGAGCUUCAGCAGGCAGGACCAUCUCCAGAGCCACCUGCGCGUGCACACGGGGGAGAAGCCGUUCUCUUGCACCCAGUGCGGGAAAAGCUUCACCGAGAGAUCUACGCUCACGCAGCAUCUGCGCGUGCACACGGGGGAGAAGCCCUUCUCCUGCAAGGAAUGUGGGAAGAGCUUCACCCGGAGCUCGACGCUCACCGCCCACCAGCGUGUGCACACGGGGGAAAAGCCGUACCGCUGUGCCCAGUGUGGGAAGUGUUUCCAUACGAGCUCCACCCUGACCAAGCACCAUCAAAGCCACAGGGACCAGGCACUUGCAUUCAACAGGGACAGCUUCUGCCAGCUCCUGUCUCAUCCUCCUUCUGCCGUGGAGAGCGGGGUCCUACACCUGUACUGGAAUGCCCCCAGGUAUCCCUCCUUCAACGAGGAGUGUCCCAAUUGGCCUGUCGUAGUACCUUGUUGUAGCAGCUGGGACAGAGAAGACAACAGGGUCAGGACUAAAUGGACAGACUUGGCCAUGGAGUAUCAGGAGUGUCUUGUUGCAAACAAGUCAUCUCGCUCUCAGUCACAAUACGUCUCCAGGAAGGGAAAAUACCCAUCAGGAUUCAGUCCCAGAGCUCUCCAGCAGCACAGGGAGUGUUGUCCAGAAACCACUUGGCCUAAGACAGUGCUGCAGGAGACGAGACUACCAAGAGCCUCCGGUGUCAGAGCCAGGGUGGGGUUUCCACUGGCAGAGACGAUGGCUGCCAAGUGUGGGAUGGCACCAGUUCCAGACCCCACCUGUCCAGCCCUCACAUCAGCCCCAGUAACCCUACAUGUGGCUCCAGGGAACAACCCCUCUAUCCCAGAGAAGCGGCGUCAGCACUUCAGGGGCUUCUGCUACCAGGAUGCCAAAGGGCCACGCGAAGUUUGCAGCCGCCUGCGGGAGCUGUGCCGGGGCUGGCUGGAGCCCCAGCGCCACAGCAAGGAGCAGAUGCUGGAGCUGGUGGUGCUGGAGCAGUUCCUGGCCGUCCUGCCCCAGGAGAUGCAGAGCUGGGUGUGGGAACACGGUGUGGAGACGUGCGCCAAAGCAGUGGCCCUGGCUGAGCAGUUUCAGCUGGAGCAGAUGGAGGAUGAGAAGCUCCAGGUAAUAGUGGGUGUGAAGGUCCAAGAAGUGUCCUCGGACCAGAAGGCACCCACGGAGGCAUUAUGGGAGCCUCUUGAUUCCUGGCUGGAGGAGAUGCGGCCCCAUCCUGCAAACAUGCCCCAGGAGGAGGAAGGAUGGGGUGAAACGCCAGGACCUCAGGAUGAGCUGCCUCACGUCCCCAAAGUGAAGGCCCCUGUCUACCGGGAAUCAGCAGGUGCAGAGACCUUGAGCAACACUGAAGAGCAGCCUCCUGAGAGAGGACCUGCAAACCCAGAGCUUCAGAGGACUUCCCCAAGGAGACUAGGGGAGAGGGGCUCCCUAAUAGCUGAGCCAGAACAAGUGCAGAAGGGACAGGACAGACCUCCAAAGAAGAGAGAGAGUAUACAGCUCCGGGAGACCUUUGAGGACGUGGCCGUGUACUUCACGCAGAAGGAGUGGGAGCUGCUGGACGAUGGAGACAAGGUGCUUUACUGGGACCAGAUGCUGAGGAAUUACCAAACUCUUGUUUCCCUGGGGUAUCAAGGUCCCACCCCAGACUUAAUUUGCCGCAUCCAGCGAGGGGAGGUGGAGCUCUGGGUCUGCGAAGCUGAAGAACCUGGAGAAAAUACACUGAUUGCUGGCCUGUCCCCAGCAGAUGCUGAAACACAGAGCAGAGUUCAGCAGAAGCCUCCUCGGGAAAGCCCUGCAAAUCAUAGCCCACUUCCAGCCAGAAACCAGCUGCCCGUUCAAGAGGGACAGAAAACAAUUGAAACCCAAAAGAGCCCUGUGUGCAAGGAAGAAUUUGAAGGACAGAGGCACCUGGUGAUCCAGGAGGAUAGGGUUCGCAAGGGGGAAGGGUUGUGUCUACCUAGAGAGAGCUUUGGAGACAAAGAGGAGCUCAGGGCCCCCAGGGGAACCCGCAGGAGGGACAAGACUUACCCCUGCACUGAGUGUGGGGCCAGCUUCCAAAAUAAAUACCAUCUCAUUAGGCACCAAAGAAUGCACCUGGGGGAGCGCCCCCCGCUCUGCUCCGAGACGGAGGAGAGCUUUCUCCCCCUGAGCAAUCUCCAAAGCCACCAGCCUGUGCACAUGGGGGAGAAGCCGUAUUGCUGUGCCAAGUGCAGGAAGAGCUUCACCCGGUGGGAUAACCUCUGGGCCCACAUGCGCGUGCACACCGGAGAGAAGCCUUUCUCCUGCGGCCAGUGCGGGAAGAGCUUCUCUCAGAGCUCCACGCUCACGCAGCACCUGCGCGUGCACACGGGGGAGAAGCCCUUCUCCUGCAGCCAGUGCGAGAAGAGCUUCACCGACCGAUCAAACCUCAUAAGGCAUGUGCGCGUGCACACGGGGGAGAAGCCGUUCUCCUGCACCCAGUGCGGGAAGAGCUUCAGCGACAGCUCAACGCUCACCAGGCACCGCCGCGUGCACACAGGGGAGAAACCGUUCUCUUGCUCCCAGUGCGGGAAGAGCUUCAGCAAGAGCUCCACGCUCUCCACCCACCAGCGCAUUCACGGUGGGGGGAAGCCGUUUUCUUGAACCUGGUGUGAGAAGAGCCUUACAAAGCACAGGGGAGAAGCCGGACCAUUGAGCCAACUGUAGGAAAUGUUUCUCUGCCAUGCCAGCUCCCCCCUCACCGGACACCAGCAACGAGUGGACCUUUGCACUCAACAGGGAGCAUCUUCUGCUAGCUGUGAAGUGGAGAUGGGGGUCCUGCACCUGGGGUACCCCAUCCUUCAAUGGAGGUGUCCCAAGCCAGCUGUUGUGAUAACUUGGAGCUGCAGCUGACACGGAGAAGACAAGAGGGUCACGGCUAAAGUGAUGGAGCUAAGACACAGAGAAGAUAAAAACCAGGGGAUGCAAUGCUAAAGUUCCCCUGAAAAGAGACCUCUUUGAACCAUCCAGUCCGCAGCUCCCACAUGGACGCCCAGCCAGAUGUCCCUUCACUAUUCCUUCCUCCGGCAUUUUAGGACAUUACCAGUGUGAUCUGCUUUUUGACUUUCUUGAUUAUCCCGUUAACUUCCACAUCAAUUAGGAGGGCUCCCGUCCCACCACUUGGAUCAGUUUGGAUAACACAUUCACUACAAAAAAAUAAAGAGAAUAUCCAUGAA
Alligator mississippiensis (American alligator) is the source of this 5473-nucleotide messenger RNA. RefSeq lists its product as uncharacterized. Gene Ontology annotation, biological process: regulation of transcription by RNA polymerase II. The transcript has 15 exons. NCBI's taxonomy places the organism in Eukaryota, Metazoa, Chordata, Crocodylia, Alligatoridae. Bases 279 to 4901 code for a protein of 1540 amino acids. Gene Ontology annotation, molecular function: DNA-binding transcription factor activity, RNA polymerase II-specific; RNA polymerase II cis-regulatory region sequence-specific DNA binding. The record is from RefSeq and is a predicted model, not a curated record.